UAGGUGGAAGGCGGGCGGGCAGCGGCUCGGAGGAAGCGGAAUCCGGCUCGGCAGGAAGGGCUGGCGUUAGCAGCGCCUCGGACACGCAAGGCUGGUGCCUUAAAAAGGCUCCGUGACGAGGACUAACGUUAAGCAAUCGCUGGAUGUGCGGUUAGUUACCGAAAGCAGAGGAAGCGCAUACCGACCGAGCAGGCGGAGAGCCCACGCCUAGGGCGGCAGCGGACGGCGGCUUGGUGGCUGGGCGCUGGAGGCGGCGCUCUUCGGCCGCGAUUUUUCAUAAUCCAGCCUAAUCGCCGGUUUAAUGAUCAGCACAGCGAGUUUUCGGCAUCGGGAAACUUGGGUCGGGCUUAGCUAGACAAACCUGUUGUCCAGCGGAAUCGGUGCUCGUUUUUCACUCUGAAGUUUGGAUCUGUCCGUUUUACCCGGGGGUUCCUGUUAGUACUGGAGCUGGUGGCCUCAGGUUUACUCUUAGUGUUACCGUCUUACUCACUCACUCUUAGCAGGGUUUCCUUUAUCUUGUUUCUACUCUCCACCGGGAUCCAACACCUCCAUGACCGCCGCCUUAUGAGGAGCGGCCGUCUGGUUUUCCCCGGCCGGAGAACCGGAGCCAGUUUGGUGGCAACUCCGCUUAGCGGAGACCGAGAGAGACGGAGCCGUAGCGGCGACAGGCAAGCGGGGCCGCCAACCAUGGCCGAGACGGAGGAGAAUGGCCGCCGGUCGGUGACUGAUUCCGGCAGCCUUCGGGGAACCACGGACAGCCUGGCAGACGGAGAGAGCUCUUUCGGCUCGGACUCCGAGAUCAACGGCUUCGCCAACACCGAUAAAUACGGAUUUACUGGGGGGUCACAGCAGAGCUCCGGGGACUCGGCCCAGGACAUCCCCCCUGAGGUGCUCCGCCAGCGUGAGCUUAAGUGGCUGGACAUGCUGAACCACUGGGACACAUGGAUGCAGAAGAGGAACAAGAAGGUGAAGCUCCGCUGUCAGAAGGGCAUCCCACCCUCGCUACGGGGCCGCGCUUGGCUCUACUUGUCUGGGGCCAAAGUCAAGAAGGAGCAGAACAAGGGAAAAUUUGAGGAGCUGGACGCACAGCCCGGGGACCCUAAAUGGAUGGAUGUGAUUGAGAAGGACCUGCACCGACAGUUCCCCUUCCAUGAGAUGUUCAUGUCCAGGGGCGGCCAUGGCCAGAAGGACCUGUACCGCGUGCUAAAGGCCUACACAAUAUACCAGCCAGAGGAGGGCUACUGCCAGGCCCAGGCACCCAUCGCCGCUGUGCUGCUCAUGCACCUGCCUGCCGAGGAUGCCUUCUGGGGCCUCGUUCAGAUCUGUGAGAAGUUCCUCCCUGGAUACUACAGUGCGGGGCUGGAGGCGAUCCAGCUGGAUGGGGAGAUCCUGUUUUCCUUGCUGCGGCAUGUCUCGCCCCAAGCCUACCGGCACCUGGAGAAACACGAGAUCACUCCUGUCCUGUACAUGACGGAGUGGUUCAUGUGUGCCUUCUCCCGCACGCUGCCCUGGGCGUCUGUACUGCGCGUCUGGGACAUGUUCUUCUGCGAGGGUGUGAAGAUCAUUUUCCGAGUAGGUCUGGUGCUGCUGAAGAAAAUGCUGGGCUCACAGGAGAAGCGGAAGUCGUGCCAGGGGCAGUAUGAGACCAUCGAGAGACUGCGUGCCAUUGACCCUCACUACAUGCAGGAGGCCGUCCUCGUGCGGGAGGUCCUGGAAGUGUCCCUGUCAGAACAGGAUAUCGAGAAAGAACAUCAGGCUCAGCUGAAGCGCUGGAAGGAAAUCCGAGGUGAGCUGAAGUACAAGAGCCCUCCCAGGAUGCACGGCGCCUGGGCCAUCAUGGCCGCCGAGCCGCCCAGCCAGCAGGACCUGCAGCAGACACCCACCAUCAUACAGCCGCCGCAGGAUGACAAGGAAGUCCCAAAGCAGAAGGACAACAAGAAGAAGGCCAGCCUGAGGAAGAAGAAGACUCCAAAGGAGAUCCCUAACCCGUAUGCCCUGCCCAGCGAUCCCGAGCCGCUCCUCAAAGUCUCUGCCCUUCAGGAGUCUAACUUGAGCGUCAGCAGUGCAGAGCAGGAUACAUACCUGUAGUGUGGCUGGAUUGGGGGAAGUGCUCUUGGACUGUCUAGGCCAGGGGUCUCCAACUCCAGUCCUGGAGAGCUACUGUCCAGUAGGUUUUCUGUCCUACCUGGCUAAUGAUGAUGAGUCAUACCUGCUCUCAGGUAAAUACCAGGAUCAGGUGUGGUUCACCAUAAGCCAGGUAGGAUAGAAAACCUAUUGGACAGUAGCUCUCCUGGACUGGAGUUGGAGACCCCUGGUCUAGGCACACCUGGGGAAGUGCUUCACGCUUUUCCCCUCUUCCUUUCUCCCCUGUAUUGCGAUGGUUGUCUGACAUGAGCGAUGCUGGGUUUCUGUCAUCACUGUCUCACACUGCAGAGGUGAACUCCAGGCUUAUGUAUUACCCCUAAUUUUUCUGCUCUGUGACGGGGGGGGGGGGUCCCUAAACCACUCUGAUUAACUAAUGGAUACCACUCUCAUCAGCACCCAUUUUGUUCAUUGGGAUUCUAACGACUAUUUGUGGAGGUAUGAAACUUUUUGUAAAGAUUUUUGUGGUUUAUCCAUAUAUGUAGAUUGCAAAUGUUUAGGUUUUUUAUAAAGCAUAUAGGGUUUCCCUGGAUAUAUCAGACUCUGACUUGGGAAGUGAGCGAAGACUGUGUCAAGCAGUUUUUUAAGCCUUUUUUAUUACUAAAAAACCCCAGAUGGCUAAAACUGAACUUUUGUAGAGUCACAUGGCAGUGAUGCCGAUACUCAUUGCUAAGGGCUUUUCUUUCAUGUUGGAAGGGGCUCAAUAAGCAAACAUUUUUCAAAGGUGUAAGUGAGAUUCCCACAUUCACUGACAGAAACCCAGCUGGAAUAUGCACCAUUUCUUUAAGCUGGAACCGUACUAACACUGUGUCUGAAAUGUACAUUCCAUGUUUGAAGCCAAAGGCAUAUCAAUCUGCUCCCUUUCACUUCAGCUGCAGAUGGGGCAGCUGAUGACUGCUGGAAUUAAAAAGCACCAAAUGUGCAUUUUAUUUUUCCUUGGUUUACAAUGAAAACAAUAGCUGUACUGAAACAAAUGCCCAUCUUGCAUGUCUGAGAGUCCACAGGGUGGCGCCGGCAGCCUUGCCACCACUUGCCUGGGGUAUGAUGACAUGCAGGGGCUCAUGGGAACUGUAGUCUGGCAGAGAUAUAAUUAUCAUGUUAAACAUUUGUGUAAAUGAUCUUGUUUUUCAUUUAUGGUUUUUCAUUUGUAUUCAAACCAUUCGUUACCUUAUAAGCAAAGAUAGCAGAGAUUAGGUUUAUCGAUCAUUUUAUUUCUGUUGGGUAUUUGUCCAAAUUCCAGUAAAUGUCAAUUUGAGGUUAUCCAGCAGUCUUAUGAUGGUAAAUGGGAACAGUAACUGUGUGUUUGUGUGUCUGUGUGUGUGUGUGUGUGUGUGUGUGUGUGUGUGUGUGUGUGUGUGUGUGUGUGUGUUUAUAUCUGUGUGUGUGUGUGGGUGUGUAUUACAUAAUACACACACAAUACUGUAUGGGUCUGCUUUGCCACUGUAUAUAAAUGGAUGCCUGAUAUGGCUAACUGGAAAACAAGAUUAGAACACUAUAGAUUUAUAUGUCAGAUACGUUUGUAGAAACUUCACCUUGUUUGGGAAUAUUACUCUACUGCUUUGGAAACGCCCUUUAAAGUGGCCACACAAUAUCGUAGAGAAAUGUGAGGAAAGAGUAACCUUGUUAACCUUCUGCUAUAAGCACAAUUACAGAAUGUCUUUUAAAAUGCACUUACCACAGAUGGGUAAUAGCAGGUUUGUUAAAUAUAUCAAUUAUGAAUAAAGGGGAGUACAAGUCAGCUCAGAAGACUGCGACAUUAUACUGGUAACACAAAAUUUGAUGACAGGAGCAGUUCAGACUGGAAACCUGCAGAGCCAAACGCCACAUGACACAUGCCUGCUCUUCAGAUUUUCAUUUAGGAAUUUUGCAGCUCUGUUUUAGUAAGGUUUGUGCUUCUGCAGAUGAUAAUCUUCAGUGAGCUGAACAUACUGUGUUCUCCCAGCCCCUGUCCUCCUCCUCCUGCUCAUUCAGUUCAUGAAGGAGGAGUCCUCUCAAGGGCUCAUCAAUGAAAACGUGUUAACAUUCCUUAAGAUACUAAAUAAGGUCUAGCAGCUAGAUCUUAUUUUAGUCUCUUGUGUGCCAAGGUCUGAAUUUAUAUGUAUUGUUUACUUCCAUACUGAGCAAUGUACAAUAAACACAUUUGCACAGAA
Brienomyrus brachyistius is the source of this 4292-nucleotide messenger RNA. Its product is annotated as TBC1 domain family member 10A-like. NCBI's taxonomy places the organism in Eukaryota, Metazoa, Chordata, Actinopteri, Osteoglossiformes, Mormyridae. Bases 565 to 2088 code for a protein of 507 amino acids. The record is from RefSeq and is a predicted model, not a curated record. The transcript has 9 exons.